CGCAUUGUGUGCGUGCUGGUUGCAGACGUUUCGAAAGUGAACUGGUUAGGGAUCAAUGGUUGCCUGGAUGUGAAACUCGUGUUCGCAGCCAUCUGUAAGGGCUGCAAGAUAGAUUGUAACUGAGGAGAGCUACGUGUCUGUGGGAGAAGAUUUACGGGAACUAGAGUCAACAAUCAGCUUUAGAGCGAGCGAGAGAGAUAGAUAGAGAGGGGAACCGCGUGGAUUCCCACUCGCAUCAAUUCAUCUCCAGGCUGUCCUGCUCACACCCUCGUCAGGCUACCACUCACUAACAUUAAACCUGCCGACCCAUCGUAAAAUAUAGACUUCGACGAUUUCGGGUCGCCAGCACAGCAAAGUCAGCAGCCCUAUCUUCUCUAAAUGGUCGUAAGAAAACAGAUGCGUGAGCAAUUGCCAUUCGAUUCUUUGUCAUUAGUCUUCUCCAGGGUUGGGAGUUUCCUCCCUGUUGCUUGCUUCCUAACUUGGGUCGCGGAUGUGCUAGUUGUGGUGAUCAUUAUGGCGAUGCAAUGAAUUUGGACGUGGUGAUUCGGAGCUCGACAUUCCUGUUCCUCAUUCUGGUGCAAUCCCUGGGCCAAUUUGGAUCCAGUGGUGACUUCUUUUGGGUGUGAUUGUGCAGUACUUUGGACCCCGUCUGCAAAUCUUGUUCAUUACUUCAAUCGAUUAUGCCUUUUCUAUUUGUAAACAUCGGUGCUGGGAAUUCUUUCCUGUGCUAUUGCCGCCUUCUUAGUUUCUGUACAGAACUUCUUUCAGAGGAAGCUUAUGUCCAUUUUAGACCAGGGAAAUUCACGAAAGUGCAGUGGUCCAAGCGGGUUCCAGAGUGUUGUCCUGAUCAUACUUGUGGUUAUUUCUUUGCGGAUCGCAUGUGUGCCCUUAGGUUUAUUUCCGUAAAUUGACUGGUGUCUUCUUUGUCAGCCGCCCUAAGACUUUACAAUCUAGGAAGUCACUAUGCAUGCUGAUGAAGGUGCAAACUUAUCAUGUUCAAACAAGCUCGGCAAUCACCAAGAUGUUUCAUGCUCGAGAACAGCAAAGUGGAUCUCAUUGCAGCCCAAACUCUCAGUUAACGUUCCUUGACUGAAUAUCAUAAGAGACUUGCGGUCUACAAUGUAAAUUGCUUUUAUUACCCAGCCUUGGGAACUUUGACUGCUUUCAGGAGUUGCAUUAUGACAUUGAGCUUGUGUAAAUAGCCAGUGCUCUAAAGGUGCCAACGCUAGACCUCUGCAGUAGUAUAUUCACGUCGCAUGAUUCUAGACCGAAUCCACUCAUUAAUUUGGUGAAAUACCGCCUGAGCUAACUCCGGUUUGAGGAAAGGAGAGCAAAGAUGUAAAUAGGAGCAUUUGAUUUGUUCCCAAAAUGUGGCUGGAGUUUGAUUAUAGCUUCUACAUCAGCUCACGAUCCUUCCGAGGGCUACUCGUAACAGGAUUGUCACCGAUACGUCUACAUCACGCGCUAAAGACAUCGUACUACGAACACAAUUUAUGAGUUCAUUUUCAAUAUUUGUAGAGGGGUAAUUGUGAAUGCACCAUGAAAUGCCGUGACGCAUCAGCAGAAGCUGAAUACAAGAUGGAGGACGUCGAGGUGACCCCUACAGAAGAGGGUGAGGAGCUGGGGGUUCAACAUUCUUUCGAAUGUGAUUUGGGAAUUUGUGGAGGUCGGCAAAAUGUGAAUCAUCUCCACAACCAGGAAUGCAGUACCAAAGUUUGCAGCCGCACAGCUGUGUGUCUCCAAGGGAAUGAUGGCUGUGCAGCAGAAGCUAGUGAGAUGGACACUACAGCGAAGGUGCAUCGCUCCCAGAUAGGUGUUGGAGAAGACGAUGCCUUGUCCGUAAAGAAAGACCAUAUUGAGUUGGGGAAAUCUUUUCAGAUGGCAGUAAGUGCACAUGACUGGGCUCUAGCUGAGAGUUACAUACCCCUGGCAGAUCCUCAAAGGCUCAACGAUGGCUUAUGUAUAGCCUUGGACUCCAUUUGGUUUUUAAGCACACCACAGGAAUUGGCGGCCGCAACACGUUUGAUUGAAAGGUUGAGUAUUGCUGGAGCCCAUGACUUCACACGGGCGGCGCUCCGUACUUCCUUUUUAGCUUCAUGCGUAUCAGCUUGUCGAUCGCGGACUAUGAGCCUGGCAGACACUGUUACUGUGAUGGCUCAAAGAUUACGAGAGAGACUGCAGGAAUGUAACGGCGAUGAAAUUUUGAAGGCGGAAGCUGCAGCUAAAGUCCAGAGAUUCACUGAAUGGGCUUUGAAAUGUAUUGGAUCACAUUCACGUGGAAAAGGAGCACAGCCUGGUUCACCCGGUGACAUGGGCAUGGAAAUUAUACACAGCUCAGCUGUAGAGUCACGUCUUCAGCUUAUGGCUUUCAAGAGAUUCUUGGAACUGGCAGGUUUUCGGCUGACGAGAAAAGAUUAUACAGAAGCUUUUGAUGCAGCUUGCUUUCCUCUCACUUUAUUCUCCAGUGCCAUUGAUCCUGGGUGGGCCACUGGUAUAGCAGCAAGUGCUAUGCAAGGGUUGCUUGGGCUUUUGGUUGAGGGUGGUGCAGACAAUGUGAACCAAUGCUUUUUGGAAGCCGCUAGGUUUGGAAGCACAGAGCUUGUACGAAUAUUGCUUCAGAUUGCACAAAGAAAUCUUGUGGAUUUAGACGUGGACUUGGCAUUGGGAUUUGCCUCCCAUUACUGUAAAAUUGGUACUAUGGAGUGCCUGGUUGAGGAUGGCAAAGCAGAUUCUUUUUUGGGACCUCUUAUGAGAGCUGCUGAGCGGGGUUGCAUGGAGGUUGUCCGUUGGUUUGUAGAAAAGGGUUGUAAAGACAUGGAAUUGUGUUUAGCUCUCACUGCUGCAGCCUCAAGCAGCCGCCUGGAAGUUGCCGCUUUUCUCCUGAGUCACGUUCCUCAUCAUGUCUUGCAGACUCUUAGCGCCGAGAUUCUUAAGGCAGCAGGUGAACGGUCUGGUGGAUCCCUUAAGGGCAUAGCUUUUCUGUUGCAAGCUGAUUUCUUGAACAACUCAGAGGCAACGUAUAGUAUAGCUGACAGCAUUGCAAAAUCAGAGGACGAAGCAAUCACUGUGGAACUACGAACCUUUUUACUGGAGGAAUGGUCGGAAGAGGCAUUCCUGAAGGGCCGUCUACUUGGUCAAGCUCACCAUCUCAAUGUCAUGCGUGCUCUGAAGAGGGGCUCCUCCCCUCUUCAUCUGCAGGAGCUUCCGUUGCAACUGCAAGUUACUGUGGCUUAUCUUCCCCUUUACAAAGAGUGUGUUGCUGCAAGUGGAGUGGUUCUCUCGCAGUGGCUGAGGGGCCAGCUUGUUGAAGCAGCUUUAAGGCUCAAUCAAGGUAAUCUACGCUCAACAGAGGAGGUGUUCCUGAAGUUAAGUAAGCACGAGCUUCUCUCAAUUCUGGAGUCUCGAUUGCCUGGGUUCUUACUAACUUCCGAAAGCUAGUGACGAAUUAUCAGCGUAGAUUAUCAAUUAUCGUAUUUGUGCCUGGUAUCUCUAUUGUAAUUAGAACCACGUUUGAUCCUUGGAGUAUUAUCGUCAUCACUUGUUCUUUGGACUCUCCUCGCAGUUGUUUAAGCUGUAAUUGUCAUGGAAAAUAUAGGAAACACCACGGCUCAGGAAUCUUCAUCAAGUAAAGUUUACUAUUCUCUAGAGGCUGAUGUUGGUUAUGGUCCUUGUAUUCAUUGCUAACUGGAUCAAGCUUUGAUUUUGUUCCA
This is a messenger RNA of Physcomitrium patens, 3710 nucleotides long. Its product is annotated as ankyrin repeat protein SKIP35. The record is from RefSeq and is a predicted model, not a curated record. NCBI's taxonomy places the organism in Eukaryota, Viridiplantae, Streptophyta, Bryopsida, Funariales, Funariaceae.